AUGGAGAAGGACUCGCUUUUCUUCGUCAUCGCCCACAACAAAUGCUCUCUCGUCAAUCUUGAGUCGCACGUCUCCUUCUUCAAAUACUCCUUCGAGCUAACAGCUGGAGAGCGACUAACAAGCGACUCUCUCGUCCGAAAGAUCCACUUCGCCUACGAAAUCCUGGCGAAGUACUUCCUCUUCGGCGCGCGUCAGGAAUGCUCCCUUUCGAAAAUCGCCGCCUCCUCCUUUUUUCGUCCAAACUCGACGGCUGUCUCGACCAAGCGCGGCUGGUUCGGCGCUCAAACCACCACCAUUGCGCCCCUUUCUCCUCAUGUCAUGCUUUUUCUUCACGAAGAGAUGACUUUUCUGCUCAGCGCAAAUCUAAAUAAUGUGCGAGUCACUGGAGCUCUCAAUCUUCACUCCUCCUCGCUGCCCUCGCUCAGCACUUGUUCCCUCGGAGUAGAUCUGUCAGGGCGGCCGAAUCUCGUUCCAUCAGAAGACGUCUUCAUCGACUUUACUUCUUCCUCCAGCGCGGCCAAGCUCGACUGCUGUCUCAGCAACGAAAAUCUAUUUCUGGCGCGUUACGACGUCGAAAACAUCUCCUGUCCUCUCAAACUCAAAGUCACGGUCAGAAUUAGAGAAGCGGACAAGAUCGUGGAGACGUCAAUUUGUUGCAAAAGCGAGCUUCCGAAGAACGUGCGGAUGCAAGAGUUGAAGCUUCGUUUUCAGCUUCCGGAAGGGACGGUCAACGCCAUCCUCCUCGGCGGCGGAACAUCGCUGCUGGCUUCUUUUUCGAUGGAGAAGGAAACGAACGAAGGCAUCUGGCAAGCGAAAUCGCUCUUUGGCGGUGCUGAAGUCGACUCCACCAUCUCCAUCGCCGUUUCAACCGUCGACGACGUCCAAAGCAUCAAAAGAAGACUCAAUAACUUCGUCUGUUCUUUUCACGUCGAGGACUUUUCCUUCUUCAGGCUAGCAGUUUCCAAGUUCAAAAUCUGCGAUCAAUCGCGUUCGCCGAUUCCCGUCGAGAGAAAAACGCGUCAGCGGCUUUCCUGCGCCAACGCUAGAAUUAAUCUGUACACCGAAAACACGCCUUAG
Molecule: messenger RNA, 1077 nt
Organism: Oikopleura dioica
Lineage: Eukaryota; Metazoa; Chordata; Appendicularia; Copelata; Oikopleuridae
Source: the annotation of a GenBank genome assembly